This is a messenger RNA of Pestalotiopsis fici W106-1, 2223 nucleotides long. RefSeq lists its product as uncharacterized. Lineage: Eukaryota; Fungi; Ascomycota; Sordariomycetes; Amphisphaeriales; Sporocadaceae. The transcript is spliced from 4 exons. The coding region runs from base 1 to 2223 and encodes 740 amino acids. Gene Ontology annotation, cellular component: cytoplasm. Gene Ontology annotation, molecular function: protein serine/threonine kinase activity; ATP binding. The record is from RefSeq and is a predicted model, not a curated record. Gene Ontology annotation, biological process: protein phosphorylation; intracellular signal transduction.
AUGGCCACCAGACCCUACGACGAGGAGGAACUCUCCAUCUCCCUGUCGCCCUCACAGAUUCGACGUCGAGUCCCCGAGAUCAACGUCACCCCGACGACAUCCGAUCCUAACAAUGGCAAACAACGAGCAAGCGACCAUGCCAGCACCGCCGUCCCAACCCAUCGCGAGAAGGGAAGGACGGAACAGCGUGUCGGCCAGUACAACAUCAUUCGCACUCUUGGAGAGGGUUCUUUUGGCAAGGUCAAACUCGCUGUACACAGGAGCACUGGGCAGCAAGUUGCUCUCAAGAUCAUAUCUCGCAAAAAGCUCAUCAGUCGAGACAUGGUCGGUCGUGUCGAACGAGAGAUCGAGUAUCUGCAGUUGCUCAGACAUCCCCAUAUUAUCAAGCUCUACACUGUGAUCAAGACGAGUGCUGAGAUUAUCAUGGUCCUCGAGUACGCAGGCGGUGAGCUGUUCGACUACAUCGUCUCCCACGGGAGAAUGCAAGAGGACAAAGCCCGGCGAUUCUUCCAACAGAUGAUAUGCGCUGUUGAAUAUUGUCACAGACACAAAGUUGUGCAUCGUGAUUUGAAACCUGAAAAUCUACUCCUGGAUGACAACCUCAACGUUAAGAUUGCCGAUUUCGGUCUCAGCAACAUCAUGACAGACGGUAACUUCCUCAAGACAAGCUGUGGUAGCCCCAACUAUGCAGCCCCCGAAGUCAUCAGCGGAAAGCUGUAUGCAGGCCCGGAAGUGGAUGUCUGGAGCUGCGGUGUCAUCCUCUAUGUCCUGCUCAUCGGUCGGCUACCAUUCGAUGAUGACCAUAUCCCCAGUCUCUUCGCAAAGAUCCAGCGUGGUGUUUUCAAUAUUCCGUCCUGGUGUCCCGUAGGAGCGGCCAACAUGAUUAGAAAGAUGUUGGUGGUGAACCCCCUGACAAGAGCAACCAUUGAGGAGAUUCGACAAGAUCCAUGGUUCGCACACGAGCUGCCGUCGUAUCUAGCACCCCCGCUUGAGGAAUUCCUCAACACCGGUGUCGACCCUAACAAGGCCAUCAACCCAAGUGAUAUUGCUCCGCAUGCCCCUCAGAAGGUCCAGGAGAAGUUGCACAAUGAAGUCACUGAAAAGAUCAGCAAGACAAUGGGCUACGGCAAGCGAGACGUUGAAGAAGCCCUCGGUGCAGACGAACCCUCGGCGAUUAAAGACGCAUACAUGAUUGUACGCGAGAACAAGCUUAUGCAAGUAAAUCCCGCCUAUGGCACUGGGAAUGACAACCCAUAUUUCGCAUCAUCGCCGCCUACUACAAAUCACGAGGAACAUGCCGGCAGCCUGAACUCAGCGAUGCAAGAUGCAUCCCUCAAAGACAAUGAAUUUGACUCUGCGGCCAGUCCCCUUGCAGAUUCGACACGGUCGAAUGCAUCGACUAUUACGAGCACAUCACCACGUGGAUAUGUCAGUAAAAUUGGUAUACUACCUACUAGUCUACCAGCCUUGCACAAGGAGGCCCUGGAUCGCCACAAUGCCGGUGAUGAAGAGGCGCAUGAGGACCAGCCUCUUCCCGAUCUUCCAUCUCAUCCAAGGACCCCAGCUGAGCAUCAGGAGGCAAUCCGCCGACUCAAGCCACACUCCAAAGGCAGUGUCAGACUUGAUGAUAGUCAGAGUCGCCCGGCUCCCAUGACUCCUGUUGUGCAGAAAAAGAAUAAGCCUGUGCGUUGGCAAUUCGGCAUACGCUCUAGAAAUGCGCCCUGGGAAGCGCUGCUCUGCAUCUACAAAGCACUCCACAAGUUGAACGCAACUUGGGUGGUGAACGAGGAUUAUGAUGAGGUCCAUGGUCCAGAAAAUGAGCAGUCCAAAAGGGCACAGGCACCUAAUCCAUAUGAAGGAAUGAAGCCCGAGGACAUCGACCUAGCUACGUUCAAACCUACCAAAUACUACAAGCUUCCGGCAGAUCCUUGGCAUAUUGUAUGUCGUUGGACUAAGCAAGAUAUGAAAAAGCACAUGCCCUCCGAUGGCGAUGACAAUGCCCAUAUUGUUUCCGUGCUUGACAACCGCAAGCAGGACUUUGUCAAUAUGCACAUGGAGAUUCAAAUUUACGAGAUGGAAUAUGGGGUCUACCUAGUUGACUUCAAAUGCAGCGGCUACGAGCGACCUGACGGGACCAUGCUCGAGGAAAAGGACGUCAUGAGUCCUUUCCCGUUCUUAGACAUGGCAGCCAAGCUCAUUAUCCAGCUUGCAGAAGCAGACUAA